AUGACACCCGGUGCCCUCAUGACCGGAGACGUCGAGUGCGCCGUUGAGUCGGCGCCCAAGAAGCCGGCCCAGGCCAACGGCUCUUGGUUCGACGUGCCAGUGCUCUCCUCCAAGGCCAACUCACAAGACGUCAACUCACAAGACGCCUCCUCACAAGAUCCCUCCCACGACAUUCACCAGCUCGAGGCUCUCCUCCUCGCCUGGGCCCUCCUCCUCUACCGCAACAGCAACGGCAGCCCCGUUCAAUUCUCAUGGAGUUUGAGCGAGCUCGGCGCCGCCACCACCACCACCUUUGAGGUCAACACGUCGACGCUGGGCUGGACGGCGACCGACUCGGUCAAGGUUGCUCUCGCCGGCAUCCGCGAGUACUUGCGCCAGCAGCUCGACGCCGAAUACCCCCUCGCCGCCGACCGCUACACCUUUUCCUUCAACGACGAGUUUGCCCCUGACGGCUCGUUCAGCCACCUGAAAGAUGGCGACCACACAAUGUCCUGGGGCAACGUCCAGCUCCAAGCCGUCGUAGCAGACGGAAGCCUCUGUCUACGGCCUCACUGGCGCGAACCCCUUGGCGCAGAGUACCUCGCCACGCACUUUGUGCACUCGCUCGUCGAGAUCCUCACCACGACGCUCGCCGACGUGGCCACGCCCAUCAGCGCCGUCCUGGAGCUCGGCGACGUCGACCAGGCCGUCAUCUGGAACUGGAACAAGGACGUGCCGCCCACUGAGGACGCCUGCAUGCACACCCUCAUCUCCGACAUGGUGCGCCGCCAGCCCGAUGCGCCGGCCAUUUGCUCCUGGGACGGCGACUUCACUUACAAGCAGGUCGAGGACUACUCCGACCUGCUCGCCCACCACCUGAUCAGCCUCGGCCUCAAGGCCGGCGAUGUCGUGCCGCUGUGCUUUGAGAAGUCCCGCUGGACCGUCAUCGCCCUCAUGGCCGUCAACAAGGCCGGCGCUGCCUUUGUGCUGAUGGACCCCAGCCAGCCUCUGCAGCGUCGCCAGGUCAUGGCCGCCCAGGUCCACGCGCCCUUGAUCCUCACAUCCAAGAGCCUCGGCCCCUCUGGCAUGGACACUGCUCCCGAAGCCCAGACAGUCGUCGUCGACGAGCCCACGCUGCUCUCGCUCGCUCAGUCCUCAGCGCCGCGCGGAGACCUCCCCGUCGUGCCCACCGACGCCCUGCUGUACUGCAUCUUCACCUCGGGCAGCACGGGUAUGCCCAAGGGUGUCAUGAUCGACCACAAGACGUACACGACCAGCGCCAUUAUCCGCAGCACGGCCAUCGGCUACGCGGCCGACUCGCGCGCCCUCGACUUUACCUCGUACGCCUUCGACGUCAGCAUCGACAGCAUGCUGUGCACGCUGCUCCGCGGCGGCUGCCUGUGUAUUCCCACCGACGACGACCGCAUGAACGACCUCAGCGGUGCGAUCCGAAGGCUCAAGGUCAACAUGGCCAACAUGACGCCGUCGGUGGCGCGCAUCCUCGACGCCGACAUCAUCCCGUCGCUGCACAGCCUGGGCGUCGGCGGCGAGUCGUCCUCAGCGGGCGACAUCGCCAAAUGGGGCGAGCAUACACGCAUCGUCGUCGGCUACGGGCCUUCGGAGUGUACCAUCGGAUGCACCGUCAACCCCAGCGCCGCCGGCAAGCCGUACGUUAGUAUCGGAGCCGGCACUGGCGCCGUCAUCUGGCUCGUUGACCCGGCCGACCACAACAAGCUCGUGCCCGUAGGAGCCGUCGGUGAGCUGCUCGUCGAGGGCCCUGUUGUCGGCCAGGGAUACCUCAACGACCCCGAGAAGACGGCCGCGGCCUUCAUCGAAGACCCCCCGUGGCUGCUGGCGGGCGGCGGCGGCGUGCCCGGGCGAUCGGGACGUCUCUACAAGACGGGCGAUCUCGUCCGCUACGACCCCGACGGCGAGGUCGGCUUCAUCUUCGUCGGCCGCAAGGACACGCAGAUCAAGCUGCGCGGCCAGCGCGUCGAGCUGGGCGAGAUCGAGUACCACGUCAAGAACCUCCUGCCCGGCACCGAAGUGUGCGCCGAGAUCAUUGCGCCCCAGGGCCAGGGUAAGGAGUCCAUGAUUGUGGCCUUCAUCUCCGACCGCGAGGCAGCCAAGCCCGAGGAUGCCACUGCCGAGGCGCAGCAUCUCGAGCUCUCCCCCCGUGUGCGCGAGUUGGUCGCCGAGCUGGACGACAAGCUGUCCCAGGUGCUGCCCAUCUACAUGGUGCCGUCGGCGUAUAUUGGCCUCAACAAGAUCCCCAUGCUUGUGUCCGGCAAGACGGACCGCAAGUCGCUGCGUGCCCUCGGCGCAAAGGUGCCCCUUUCCACCGCGGCCUCAUCAACCACCACCAUCACCAAGCCCACGACCGAGACUGAGAUCUUCCUGCGUGACAUCUGGUGCCGUCUGCUCGGCCUCGAGGAAGACCAGGUCAGUACCACGCACAACUUCUUCAUGCUCGGCGGCGAGUCCGUCCUGGCCAUGAAGCUCGUUCCCCUGGUGCGAGAAAAGGGGUACGCCAUGACCGUCGCCGACGUCUUCAACCGCCCCAAGCUCGUCGACAUGGCCAAGGAGCUGAAGCGCGAGGAUGCCGCCGCGCAGGUCGCCAUGGAAGUGCCGGCCUUCUCGCUGCUCCGCGCCGACAUGGACCGCGAGGCCAUCUUCGCAGAAGCCGCCGAGCAGUGCGGCGUUGAUGCAGCCGUCAUCGAGGACAUUUAUCCUUGUGCGCCCAUGCAGGAGAUCCACGUCGCCUUCUACACGCGCUCUACCGAGAAUUACGUCGCCCAGCGCGUGGCCGAGAUUCCCAAGGCGGGUUCCGUCGAGAAACUCCAAGCCGCCUGGGACGCCGUGGCCGCCAAGAGCGCUGUCCUACGCACGCGCAUUGUCGAGUUCAAGCAGCACGGCUUCAUGCAGGUCGUCAUCAACCAGCCGACACAGUGGCAGGCGGCCAGUUCCAGUCUAGAUGCCUUCCUGGCGGACGAUGCCGCCGUGCCUAUGACGCCCAGCACGCCGCUGUGCCGCUUUACCAUUGUCCACGACGAGGUGCUCGACAAGCGCUACUUUGUAUGGACGGCGCACCACGCCAUCUACGACGGCUGGUCGAUAGAUCUGAUCCUCGAGCAUGUCAAGGCUGUCUACGACGGUCUCACCGUGUCGCGUACUGCCGAGUUUAAGCACUUCAUCCGCUACCUGGCAGAUCCCAAGCGCGCGGAGGACUCUAGGGAGUACUGGCGCACGCAGCUAGAGGGCGCAACUGGACCUCAGUUCCCAGCUCUGCCGUCGCGAUCCUUCAUCCCUGAGCCGGAUUCUCUCGAGGAGCGUUUCAUCACCAUCGACCAGUCUGCGCGGUCCGAGGCCACCAUUGCCACGGUUAUUCGCGCCGCCUGGGCGCUGGUUGCUUCUCAGUACACCAUGAGCGACGAUGUCGUAUACGGAGAGACCUUCUCUGGCCGUACUCUCCCCAUUCCUGGCGCCGAACAGAUCGAGGGUCCUAUCCUGGCCACUGUCCCCGUCCGCAUCCGUGUUGACCGCGCUGCUACCAUCCAGGAGUUCCUCCAGUCCAUCCAGGAGCAGAGUGUCCAGCGGGCAGCCCACGAGCAUCUCGGCAUCCAGAACAUCCGCCGUCUGAGCCCCGACGCCCAAAUCGCCUGCGAGGUCAUGAUGGGUCUCGUCGUCCAGCCCGCAUUGCCUGAGGCCCCCGAGCUCUCAGACGAAGACCUCCCUCCGUUCCGCUCCGGAGACCAGGCUCUCGAGGCCCUCCACUUCAACUCGUACCCCAUCAUGAUGGCGGCGUCGCUCGAGAAGUCUGGCUUCCGCCUGGUGGCCAGCUUCGACUCGCGUAUCAUGAGUCCUGCGCGAGUCAAGAGAGUACUGGCCCAGUUCGACUGUGCCGUAUCUCAACUCCGCGGCGAUCAGACACAGUCGCUGAGCGCCAUUACCUGCGUGAGCAGCGAUGAGCUGAGCGAGAUCUGGAACCUCAACAAGGCGGCGCCGCUCUCGCCUUCAAGCUCCCUCGCUAGCGGAGACAGGUAUCCCAUCAUCCGGUACGUUCCCUGGGUUGUGCACCCCAGCAACGUCAACCUGCUCGUGCCCGUUGGUACCGUCGGCGAGCUGGUCCUCGAGGGCGUCGGCGAGGCUGCUGAGACCGAGGCCCCUGAGUGGCUCACCAGCGGUGUUGAGGGCAUUGCCGGUCGCCAGGGCAAGCUCCACCACACUGGCGAUCUCGUCAAGUAUGCUGAUGACAUGAGCUUGAUCUUUAUGGGCCGCAAGGAGACCAUGACCAGCAUCGACGGCCAUGUCAUAAACCUCACCGAGACCGACAUUGAGCUGGAGAAGUUCCUCCCUGCCAACACUGCCGUCGCCAGUCAGCUUAUCCUCCCCAGAGGUUCAACUGGCCAGACUCCCAUGGUCAUAUCCUUCGUCCAGGAGAACCCUGCCGCCAACGCCCAGAUGCUUGACCUCGGCAUUGAUAACACCGAGUCUCUCCCAUUGUCGUCCAACAUCUCGAUUGAGCUCGCCACCGCCAUCAACGGCCUCAACAAGGCCAUGAUGGAGACCCUCCCCCCUUAUGCUAUUCCCUCCAUCUGCAUCCCCGUCGCCAAGACCGCAGGCAGCGAGUCAAUCGAUGUCAAGACUGUCAGCAAGAUGACCGAGCAGGUCACUCUCGCACUCGUCACCCAGCUCCGCAAGUCCUUUGCGAACCUUGAGCGGGUCAUCUCCGAGUCAAUCACCAUGACCCCCAACGAGCGCGCGCUUCUCCCCCUGUGGGCCAAGUUCCUGGCCAUCGACGAGGACAAAAUCUCUCUGGAUGACAACUUCUUCCGCCUGGGCGGUGACUCCAUCGUCGCCAUGCGGAUGGUCUCUGCCCUGCGCCGCGGCGGUUACCGUCUGUCCGUGGCGGACAUGUUCCAGAACAUGAAGCUGCGCGACAUGGCCAGCGCCAUCAUCAACAGCAACCCGGCGCCUGAGAAGCCCGCCAAGGUCUACUCUGCCUUUUCUCUGCUGAACUCGCGAGAUGUCGAGGCUUUCCUGGCCGAGACUAUCCGACCUGCCCUUGCGGACUCAACGUGGAAGAUCCAGGACGUCCUGCCCGUCACCGACACCCAGCAGCGAGACGUCAAGUCGUCGAUUGUUGCGCCCAGGAGCUCCAUGCAGUACAACAUGCUCUACCUGGAAGAGUCGAUCGACACCUCGCUGCUCCUCGAGAGCUUCAGGUCCCUCGUGGCUCAGCACCCUAUCCUGCGUACCGUCUUUGUCCAGCACGAGGCUCAGACCCUGCAGGUGGUGUUAGAGGACAUGACUCUGCCCUUUACGGCGCUCGAGACCGAGGAGCCUGUGGACAAGUUCUGCAAGGAGCUCGCUGAAUCCGACAUUGCCAACGAUACCGCCUUCGCCCUCGGCGCGCCCUUCCUGCACAUCUUUGCCGUCCACGGUGCGAGCGAAAAGGCCUUGAUGAUUCGCAUCUCUCACGCCCAGUAUGACGGUGUUUCCCUGCCUGAGCUCCUGCGCCAGCUCGAGCUGCGAUACCGUGGCGAAGAGGUCCCCGCCUCGACCCCCUUCAACAGCUACAUGCAGCAUUUGGACGAGAAGCGUACCGAAAACCUCAAGUUCUGGCGCAACGUGCUCGAGGGAUCGUCGCCAACCGAGAUCAUUCCCGCCGCGGAUGCCGGCACCAAGACUGCCUUCAUGACCAAGCCCGUCGACGUCUCUGCUCGCUCUCCCGAUACUACUUUUGCCAUGCUCCUCAGCGCCGCCUGGGCCAAGGUCAUGGCUCGCCACCUCGGCAUCUCCGAUGUCACCUUUGGAAACAUUGUCUCCGGCCGUAAUGUCGAGCUCGAGGGCAUCGACGGCAUCAUGGGACCGUGCUACCAGUACAUGCCUGUUCGCGUCAAGUUCGAGGACAACUGGACAGCGACCCAGCUGCUGGACCACGUCCGCAGCCAAUACCUCGAGGGCAGCCAACGCGCAACCGUCGGCUUCCAAGAGCUGCAGAAGGAGUGCAGCUGGUCCGAAGAGAGCACCUUCUUCGGAUCGUUCGUGAACCACCUCGACAAGGAGUUCUUUGACGAGGUUCCCUUCGCCGGCACCAAGUGCCGCGUUGACUACUCCAUCCCCCACCCCGAGCCCGCGACUCCCCCGCGCGUGGUGUCGUAUGUGGAGGCUGGCAACACCUUCGUCGGUAUCGAGGCCGACGAGGAGCGCCGGGAGUUCUGGGAGGCCAGACUGGAGGAGCUGGCUGUUGCCGUGGAAGGAUUCGUGACGAAUCCUGAGGCUAUGUUGUAA
Molecule: messenger RNA, 6273 nt
Organism: Ilyonectria robusta
Lineage: Eukaryota; Fungi; Ascomycota; Sordariomycetes; Hypocreales; Nectriaceae
Exons: 2
Coding region: 1-6273 (2090 amino acids)
Biological process (GO): amino acid activation for nonribosomal peptide biosynthetic process; secondary metabolite biosynthetic process
Cellular component (GO): cytoplasm
Molecular function (GO): phosphopantetheine binding; catalytic activity
Source: RefSeq, a predicted model, not a curated record